Molecule: messenger RNA, 1530 nt
Organism: Salvia hispanica
Lineage: Eukaryota; Viridiplantae; Streptophyta; Magnoliopsida; Lamiales; Lamiaceae
Source: RefSeq, a predicted model, not a curated record
AUGCAAGGCGGAGACGAUCCUGGUUAUGGCGUUGAUGGUGAUGGCGUUGGCGGUGAUGAUGCAACGGUUUCUGGCAGGGUGCCGGAGGAACCUGUUAUCACAAAAUCCGGUUUCCCCUUUGAGAAGCGCUUAAUCGAGCGCCAUGUCUUGUUUACCUGCCAAAGGGAAAAGUGGUUCUUGAUUUCUCAGAUUCAUGUUCAUUCUGUGUUUGAGUUCUUGUGUCGGUUUAUUAGAUUAUCUAUCGUGCAUGUAGCAAUCGAGGACAGUGAGGUGGGUCCCGAUGGGAAAAGGAUUCACCAAGGAGUCUCAAGUAGCAUUAUUUCCGAGCUUACAGAUUGUAGUUCUGCCCUUUCAAGAGAAAGGAAAUGGCGAGAGGUACCAUCAACAGUGACUCCUAUUGAUACCGUGGAGAGGUACACUCAACUUACCGUAAAUCCUCUUCAUGAAACCAACAAACCUGGGAUUUUGUCGAUGGACAUCUUGUUCUCUAAGGAUCUCAUUGCCACUGCUGGGGCAGACUCGAAUGCUGUAGUUUUUGAUAGAUCAUCAGGCCAAGUAGUAUCUACUCUCAGUGGCCACUCAAAGGAGGUUACAAGCGUCAAAUUUGCUGCAGAAGGUGAAUUAGUGGUUACUGGCUCUGCUGAUAAGUCAGUUCGUGUAUGGAGAGGUUCUGAAGGUGGAGAUUUUGACUGUUGCCACAUUUUUGAGGAUCAUACUGCUGAGGUGCAAGCUGUUACAGUCCAUGCAACCAAUAAAUACUUCGUCACUGCUUCUCUUGAUAGCACUUGGUGCUUCUAUGAACUUUCUUCAGGUUCUUGUCUCACUCGGGUAGGAGAUCCAACAAGAUCUGCUGGGGGAUACACAUCUGCAGCCUUUCAUCCUGAUGGUCACUUCCUUGGAACGGGUACAUCUAGAGGGCUUAGUAUGAUUUGGGAUGUACAGUCAAUUAUUAGAUUCUUGAAGGGGCAUAAAGGGGCUGUAACAGCCAUUUCAUUUUCAGAGAAUGGUUAUUUCCUGGCGACUGCAGCACAUGAUGGAGUUAGGCUUUGGGAUAUGCGGUUGAGCACGAACUUUAGGACUUUUUCCCCUUAUGAUGAGAAUACGCCUACACAUUCAGUGGAGUUCGACCAUAGUGGAAGUUACCUUGCUCUAGGAGGAUCAGACAUCAGAGUCUAUGAAGUUGCAACAGACAGAGUCUAUUAUGUUAAGAGAGACAAAUGUAAAUGGAAUUGCAUAAAAACAUUCCCUGACUUGUCCGGCACAGGCAAAAUAUUAAGUGUCAAGUUUGGCCCUGAUGCAAAAUACGUGGCUGUUGGGUCGAUGAAUAGAAACCUUAGAGUAUUUGGGCUGCCCGAGGAAAACGAUGAUCAGUCCGAGACAUGAAGAGUUUACUGCGUCCGGUAAAUGGCUGUGGAUUUUUUGGGCUGGAGAGCCGAGAUAGAACCUGAUUUCACACAACCAAGAGGGAUACGAAAUUUGUAGUAUCAUCUUAAUAUUAAGUUCAAUGAUUGGUUGUUGUGUAAGAAUAGA